AUAGGCUGAGGAUCUGGGUUAUAAAAUUGCGAGAUUGCCAUGGCUGCAUAUGUGUUUGUUUUUCUUUUUAUAACAGCUUCGACAAUCUCAGACGACUUCAAGAUCGCAAAUUGACCCUCCUAUUAAGCCUCUACUUCCUUUAUUUUGGCUUCCUUCUCCUUAUUAACACCACCAACUACACUUCACCAAGCCACCAACACCAAACCUUCUCUCUCUCUCUCCCUCCCCAUUUUUUGUUGCAUACUCUGCUCUCUGGUUAAAGUUCAGUCUCUUGAAUUCCAUUCCUACAAUGGCUAAUAAUCUCACAUCUGCCCUUGAUAAAAAAUUGGUUCUGGGUGAAGAUUCUAAAGAUCCUUCCUCAGAUGCAAAAGGAGGGUCGAAAGAUGACAAGUCCCUGGUUGUUUGCUUUGGGGAAAUGCUGAUUGACUUUGUGCCCACAGUCGGUGGAGUUUCACUUGCUGAAGCACCUGCGUUUAAAAAAGCUCCUGGUGGUGCUCCUGCUAAUGUGGCUGUUGGCGUCUCAAGACUGGGUGGUUCAUCAGGUUUUAUAGGCAAGGUAGGUGAUGAUGAAUUUGGCUACAUGUUGGCUGACAUUUUAAAGCAAAACAAUGUUAACAAUUCUGGGUUGCGAUUUGAUCCCAGUGCAAGAACUGCAUUGGCAUUUGUUACGCUCAGGGCUGAUGGAGAGCGUGAAUUCCUGUUUUUCCGUAAUCCAAGUGCUGAUAUGCUUCUACGUGAAUCAGAACUCGACAUAAAUCUCAUUCAACAGGCAAGAAUCUUCCAUUAUGGUUCAAUUAGUUUGAUUGACGAACCAUGCAGGUCAACCCAUCUUGCUGCGAUGAGGAUUGCCAAGAAGUCUGGUUGCAUCCUUUCUUAUGAUCCAAAUUUAAGAUUGCCAUUGUGGCCAUCAGAAGAGGCUGCACGGAAGGGCAUAAUGAGUAUAUGGGAUCAAGCAGAUAUAAUCAAGAUAAGUGAGGAUGAAAUCACUUUCCUGACUGGCGGUGAUGAUCCUUAUGAUGAUAAUGUUGUGUUAACCAAGCUUUUUCAUCCCAACCUUAAACUGUUGGUAGUAACUGAAGGAUCAGAGGGUUGCAGAUAUUACACUCAGAAAUUUCGGGGCCGGGUUGCUGGUGUUAAAGUUAAACCUGUUGAUACAACUGGUGCCGGUGAUGCAUUUGUCAGCGGGGUACUGAACAGCAUAGCUUCUGACUUGAGUCUUUUUCAGAAUGAGCAGGGGCUACGAGAAGCUCUACUCUUUGCUAAUGCAUGUGGUGCACUCACAGUAACAGAAAGAGGAGCCAUUCCUGCAAUGCCAACAAGAGAAGCUGUGCUUCGGUGCUUAGCUCAGGUUGCUGAUAAAAAGUAGAGACGACAGUCAGUCAGUCAGUCAGUGUAUUCAUGUAUCUUCCAUCAACCUUGGUGUAAUUUGAGUUUCAUUUCACCCUGCUGAAAUACCUUUGAGCUUUUUGCUCCUGGAGGACCUCCCUACUAUAAAGUUUCGUUUUAGCCUCACCCUGGCUUGUUUUAUUACACUUGAGCACUCAGGGGGUGUCUCUCUGCUUUGAAAGUGUACACUGAUGUAGUGGUUUUAUCAAUAUAAACCACUGCCAGCCAAUAAAUUUUCAAGUCCAAAA
This is a messenger RNA of Prunus mume (Japanese apricot), 1634 nucleotides long. Its product is annotated as pfkB-like carbohydrate kinase family protein. Gene Ontology annotation, biological process: fructose metabolic process. Gene Ontology annotation, molecular function: fructokinase activity. Gene Ontology annotation, cellular component: cytosol. The record is from RefSeq and is a predicted model, not a curated record. NCBI's taxonomy places the organism in Eukaryota, Viridiplantae, Streptophyta, Magnoliopsida, Rosales, Rosaceae.